UGCCGGCUGCUUAAAGGGUUACUGGAGCACUCGGAACAGGCGCACGGCUACUUCCUGUUCUAACUCGAUUUGUUUCCUUGACAGGUCAAGCCCUUGAGUCCUUGAAUAAGAAAGAACCUUCAUAUGAUAUUUCUGCACUUGCUAGAGGGGUAUUUUUAAGUAUUGUCUUAGGCUCUUACCUAAUCAAAUAUAUUUUUCUGCUACCUGUUUUGGGUCUUAGGCUCUUAGCUAAUCAAAUCUAUUUUACAUUUAUUAUGCCAUUUUGUUUUGUUCCUUAUGUUUUUGUGUUUUUCUUUGCUUUUUCAUCAUGUUCUAUGUCAUAAGUCAGUGAGUGACCAUCUUCUAUGCAUAUUGGUUAAGUAAAUGUUGAGAAUUGUUUUUACCAAUCUAGUUUUAUAAUCUUCCCUGCAAGUUACAUAGGCUGCUGCUCAAUAGUCUUAACUUAAGGUAGAUUGUAUUGUUCAUAAGAAUUUUUAUAGGAUAAUUUAUAUUUUUCCUUUGUACUUAGUAGAAUAUGUAGCUUGAAAAGGGAGGAUAGAAGUGUGAUAUAUGGCUUUUUGAACUCGUAUGAUGUGAUCUCAUCUCUAUGUUAACCAUAGAACAUAUCUUUCCAAACCCUAGAAGUUUUUCACAGGAUUUAUCGUUACUCAUGCGUGCUAAGUGUUUGAUUAUUUUUCUGUGACCAGAAGCCAAAAGAAAUUAUUAUUAUUAUUUUUCCUUACGUUGAGUAGGAAUGGCAAACAGCAAGUACGAGUACGUUAAGUCAUUCGAAGUAGAAGACGAGGUCAUGCUGCCCAACUUGAUCGUUGUUCGAAUCGACGGUCGCAAUUUUCGGAGGUUUUCUGAAGUUCAUGAGUUUGAGAAGCCAGUUGAUGGGAGAGCUUUGAAUUUGAUGAACUUGUGUGCAACUGCCAUUUUAGAGGAGUAUCCAGACAUAGUCUUCUCAUAUGGGUUCAGUGAUGAGUACAGUUUUGUUUUCAAGAAGACAUCAAAGUUCUACCAAAGGCGUGCCAGCAAACUGCUAUCCCUCAUUGUAUCUUUCUUCUCUUCUGUAUAUGUCAUGAAAUGGAAAGAAAUUUUCUCUGAGAAGGAGUUGAAAUAUCCCCCAUCAUUUCAGUCACGGGUAAUAUGCUGUGCUUCAAAAGAAGUUCUUCAAACAUAUCUUGCAUGGAGACAAAAUGAUUGUCAUGUUAAUAACCUGCAUGACACUUGUCUCUGGAUGUUGGUUAAAGAAGGAGAGACUGAAAGGGAUGCACAAGAGUUUUUAAAGGGCACCCAAAAACAACAGAAAAAUGAGCUGCUUUUUCAGAAGUUCCGUAUCAAUUAUAAAAACCUUCCUGCAAUGUAUCGUCAAGGAUCCUGCAUUUUCAAAGCUGAGGUGGAAGAAAAUGUAAAGUACAAUGAGAAUGGCACUCCUGUUAAAAGACUCAGGAGAAAGGCAAGAAUUGUCCAAUCAGAGAAUAUAGCUGGGAGAAGCUUUUGGAACGAGCUUCCAAGUCUUCUGAAGGAGGUGGGUGGUUUUACUGAGGAUGUGGACAAAGUCAACCCAGAGUAUGUUAGGUUCUUCCAAUUUGAGAAGAAAUUGAUGCCAUCUACGUGGAUUGUAGUUAGAAUUGAUGGCUGCCAUUUUCACAGAUUUUCUGAAGUUCAUGAAUUUGAGAAGCCAAACGACAAACAAGCUCUGAACCUUAUGAAUUCAUGUGCAGUGGCUGUGUUAGAAGAGAUUCAAGAUAUAAUAUUCGCCUAUGGGGUCAGUGAUGAGUACAGCUUCGUUUUGAAGAAGGAUUCUCAAUUCUAUCAACGCCAAGCAAGUGAAAUAGUGUCUGUCAUCGUAUCAUUCUUCUCUUCCAUGUACGUAAUGAAAUGGAAAGAAUUCUUCCCUCGGAAGGAAUUGAAGUACCCUCCUUCUUUUGAUGGGCGUGCUGUAUGCUAUCCCUCAUCUAAGAUUCUUCAAGACUAUCUGGCAUGGAGACAAGUUGAUUGCCACAUCAAUAAUCAGUAUAAUACUUGUUUUUGGAUGCUUGUUAUCAAGAAAGGAAAAAGCAAAAGGGAAGCCCAAAAUUGUCUGAAGGGUACUCAAGCACAAGAGAAGAAUGAACUACUUAUCAAGGAAUUCAACAUUGACUACAAUGAAUUAGAAACCAUGUUCCGGCAAGGUUCCUUAGCUUUCUGGGAGAAGGAGGACAUUACUAUGACACAUGAGAACACAGCAUCGGUAGAAACUUCUCACAGAAAAGUUAUUGUAGAACAUUGUGAUAUAAUCAAGCCCGAGUUUUGGGAAGCACAUCCAAGCAUCCUUGAUGAGAACCACCUACUUUUUGAAGCAUUGAUUAACAAUUUUUCUUACCAACAUGAAUCUCUUGGAAAAGUUCCAUUGCCUUAAUUUUUUGUAUUUUGUAUGCAUAUGAAGUUUUUAUCCAUCAGCUUUUCCAAGUUCUUGAGAGUUAGAAAUUGAAAAUAUCUCACAACUCUACUUUCAACUAAUAUUUAACCUUAGAAUUUCAAUUGUAAUUAGGGAUGUAAGUACAUUCAAAAGCAUUGCAAUUUGGAUCCUCCAUAAGUGGAAGUCAUUUUUUCA
Messenger RNA from Corylus avellana, 2578 nucleotides. Its product is annotated as tRNA(His) guanylyltransferase 1. Lineage: Eukaryota; Viridiplantae; Streptophyta; Magnoliopsida; Fagales; Betulaceae. The record is from RefSeq and is a predicted model, not a curated record. Gene Ontology annotation, biological process: tRNA modification. Gene Ontology annotation, molecular function: magnesium ion binding; tRNA guanylyltransferase activity.